GUUACUUUGGGAGAAGAAGCAGCAAAGUUUCGAAAAGCGCUGGCCGUCUCAUUGCACUAUACAGCAAGUAUUACAGCAAGUGCAAUGGUGCCUGCCAGGUGAAGGCGGUAUAGCAACGCCCCUGCCUUUGCUCUGACGUUUGUAGAGGUGGUUUGACAGCGAUGGCGUCCGCUGUACAGUCGUCCCUGACGCAGCGGUGGCAAACCUUUGCACCUCGCGGAUCCGCGCAGACACAGCAUCUUCGGGCGAGCUCUAACCUUGCAUGCAUACGUGCAAUCAGCACCCCGGCAGUUUCACCCCGCAAAUGCAGAUCCCUAGCCUCUGCUUUCAGAGGGCUCACAUCCCCCAUCCCCUCUAGUCUUGCAUUCAACCCCCUGCGGCGGGAGGAGCUGAUUCAUCAAAAGAAAUCUGUUCUGAAGAGGGGGCUAGUGAAGGCAGCAGCUGCAGCUGAGCUCGAAGCAAAGGCCACCCCCCCAGCGUGGGAGGGCGCCGCAAUCCUCCCUUCAUUUAUCUCCAUUGCGCUUGGCUUAGCGGUGUGGAAGGCGCCCAAGCCCGCCGCCAUUUCGCAGCAAGCGUGGCAGCUUCUCGCCAUUUUCCUCUCCACCAUUACCGGCCUAGUCCUCAGCCCUCUCCCCGUAGGAGCCUGGGCCUUCCUUGGGUUAACAGUGACCGUUCUCACCAAAACCCUAACCUUCCAGGCAGCAUUCAGUGCGUUCACCAACGAUGUGAUCUGGCUCAUCGUGAUCUCGUUCUUCUUUGCGCGCGGCUUCGUGAAAACAGGGUUAGGAGACCGAGUUGCCACCUACUUUGUGAAGUGGUUAGGGAAGAGCACGUUGGGAUUAAGUUACGGGUUAACUGUGGCUGAAGCGUUGAUUGCACCCGCAAUGCCGAGCACCACCGCUAGGGCAGGAGGCGUGUUUUUGCCAAUCAUUAAGUCGCUGUCACUGGCCGGUGGAAGCAAGCCGGAGGAUGGGACGCAGAAGAAGCUGGGGGCGUAUCUUAUUCAGAAUCAGUUCCAGGCUGCUGGCAACUCGAGUGCGCUCUUCCUGACCGCUGCCGCCCAGAACCUGCUGUGCAUAAAGCUUGCGGGAGAACUCGGCGUGAAGGUCCCCGGCCCAUGGCUCACCUGGUUCAAGGUCGCCAGCGUGCCCGCUCUAGUUGCGCUCCUCACGGGGCCCCUGAUCCUGUACAAAAUCUUCCCCCCUGAAAGCAAGAACACGCCCGAGGCGCCUGGAAUUGCCACAAAGCGGCUAGAGGCAAUGGGUCCUGUGACGAAGAAUGAGUGGGUUAUGAUCGGCACGAUGCUUCUGGCGGUGACGCUGUGGAUCUUCGGAGAGCAACUAGGCGUGGCGAGCGUUGUUGCUGCCAUGCUGGGCCUGUGCGUGCUGCUCGUGUUUGGGGUGCUCAAGUGGGACGACUGCCUCACUGAGAAAUCUGCGUGGGAUACGCUCCUGUGGUUCGCCGUGCUGGUGGGCAUGUCGGGUCAGCUCAACAACCUCGGCCUGGUCAAGUAUAUGUCCGACUCCGUAGCACAGACGCUCGCCAACGCCAGAUUGAGCUGGCAGGCCUCCUUCGGUUUGCUCCAGGUCGUCUACUUCACGGUGCACUACCUGUUCGCCAGCCAAACCGCCCACGUGGGUGCGCUCUACUCCGCCUUCCUGGCCAUGAACCUCGCCGCGGGCGUGCCCCCCCUCCUCGCCGUGCUCGCGCUGGGUUACAGCACCAACCUCUUCGGGGCGCUCACGCACUACAGCAGCGGGCAGGCCGCCGUCUACUUCGGAGCUGGAUAUACGACUCUGCCCGAGACCUUCAAGCUGGGUUUCAUCAUGGCGAUCUGGAACGCUCUGGUUUGGACUGUUGUGGGUGGGGUGUGGUGGAAGUUCCUGGGACUGUACUAGAGCGCCACUUGUCGAGUUGUGAGUAUGAGAGCACUCAGGACACUUUUCGACGAUUUGGGGGGGAUGUGUUUGGUGUUGGGUGCGGGCAAAGUCAGGGCUUCAGUUUUUGAUCGCCUAGAACUUAAGCAGAGCGGAAAGGUGAAUGGGAAAGGGAUUCUGGGGUCAGAAGGUCAUUCUUUUGGAGGUGGCAGAAACUUGGUCAGGCAGUCGUCAUUUAAGAUCGAUCAGACAUCGGUCGGUUUCAUAUCCAUGUCGCUCUUGCUAGCUCUAUAAGCAGACUAAAGGUCAGUCUAAGCGGCGGAGAUCAAUGAACUUCAGUUCAAUGUUGCGCUUGCUAGUUUUAUAAUCAAUUAAGGAUAGGCAGGUCAACCUUUCUUCUCAGGACUUGGACAGCUAUCGUGUCAAAGCAUUCCGGUAUGGUCGAGGAUAUCAUAGUUCGAGAGCGUGCCAAGCUCCGCCAUCCAGCGUGCAUAAUAGCCGGACGGAAUUUAAAGCUGCGAGUCUGGGUCCUUUGAAGAAUUUGGUGAGUCGUGCCUUCGUGCCUACACCGGGUCUUAGGGAUUGCGAAUUUCAUUGUGUUCUAAAUUUCUAACUUAAUAAUACGUGCGUGAUUCCACA
Messenger RNA from Klebsormidium nitens, 2516 nucleotides. Lineage: Eukaryota; Viridiplantae; Streptophyta; Klebsormidiophyceae; Klebsormidiales; Klebsormidiaceae. The record is from the annotation of a GenBank genome assembly.